Messenger RNA from Musa acuminata AAA Group (dessert banana), 440 nucleotides. RefSeq names its product nuclear transcription factor Y subunit C-1-like. The record is from RefSeq and is a predicted model, not a curated record. Gene Ontology annotation, molecular function: DNA-binding transcription factor activity, RNA polymerase II-specific; protein heterodimerization activity; RNA polymerase II cis-regulatory region sequence-specific DNA binding. The transcript is spliced from 3 exons. Gene Ontology annotation, cellular component: nucleus. Gene Ontology annotation, biological process: regulation of transcription by RNA polymerase II. The coding region runs from base 25 to 405 and encodes 126 amino acids. NCBI's taxonomy places the organism in Eukaryota, Viridiplantae, Streptophyta, Magnoliopsida, Zingiberales, Musaceae.
CAGCCAUUGCAUCCUUCUAAUUUCAUGGAGCUCCAAAAGUGGCAUUUACAGCAAUUUUGGCAGCAACAAAUGCUUGAAUUGGGAAACCUUGCAGAUUACAAGCAGCAUCAACUGCCACUUGCAAGGAUCAAACGUAUAAUGAAAUUGGAUGGGGCGGCAAAGAUGGUUAGCUCGGACACGCCGAUCAUAUUUGCAAAAGCAUGCGAGCUCUUCAUCUUGGAGCUCACGGUACGCUCAUGGCUCCAUGCCGAGCAGUGCAAGAGGCUCACCAUCCGAAGAACCGAUGUAGCAGGGGCCAUCUGCCAUGCAGACAUGCUUAAUUUCUUGGUCGACAUGCUUCGCCCAGAUGAGUUCCAGGUAUUGCUAUGUUUUAGCUCCAACUUGGGAGUCCUCUUUGGUUUCUGAACAACACAAGGAAGAAUUCUUCCAUUGGUAGGGUG